Molecule: messenger RNA, 1362 nt
Organism: Helobdella robusta
Lineage: Eukaryota; Metazoa; Annelida; Clitellata; Rhynchobdellida; Glossiphoniidae
Exons: 3
Coding region: 1-1362 (453 amino acids)
Source: RefSeq, a predicted model, not a curated record
AUGGCUAACCUACAGCCUAGGGUUAAAAUAGUUUUUGAUCCCGAAGAUCAGAGACCGGAUUUCCUGAAAUCAUCCUCUGCAGGAACAGCAACAACAAGCGAACCAUGUCCGGCGGAGGUUUGCAGUGACCAGACGGAAUGCUCCAUUCAGCGUUGUACGGUUGACGAAGUCAAUGCAACCUAUCCCUACCACCAUUCCAGGGAGAACCUCGUUGAUACUAUCGAGUUCAUCAACGUCGUCAUAGGUAAAAUAAGUUCCACUUUUUUCCACAAUCUGAAAAUUGGCACCCUCGCCUUCACUGAAGUCCGCGUGAAACAGCCAAUAUCGGCAGAAGUUCUAGAGAAUGUUAACUUUCUAGAUAACCUUUAUAUCCAAAAUUCUCCCACACUUGAAUCCAUGGUUUGGGAUUCAACUUUUGUGAACCGAAUUUCCGAUAAAUUGCAAAGUUUACAUUUAAGUAAGGAUCCUCCUAGCGGAUAUAACGUUAAACAUUUUGAGAACUUCUCCAGACUGCAGUUGGUCUCAUUAGACGAGGGGGUGCACAGGAUAGACUUCCUCUGCCACAUAAAAAACCUUAACACAAUUGAUUUUGUCUACGGACAGACGAAAAGCAUCGACUUCGAGACCAUCGCCUGCCUCCGCGAUAGAAUAACCAAAAUUGGUUUCUACUACAACGACUUAGUAUCAUUAAACUCAGAUCACUUGAUCAAUUUCAAAAGUUUGGAAGAACUGGAAAUCUAUUCUCCUUACAAAAUAACUAUCAAAAAAAACAUUUUUGACCUACUUGAUCGCGUCAAACUCAUCACAAAUGACCCAAGAAUUCAAAUAAAUUUGGACAAGUUAAAGGACAUGUUAUCUCCCUUCUCAAAAUUUGACUACUUCGGCGAAUUCGACAUUGACUUCGACGUAGACGAACUACCUGAGCGUGAUCCCAAGUUGAAUAAAAACAUCAUCAGCAAACACAAGCGAGCAAAAGUUGUAAAGAUGAACGUAACUACAGUUGAGAACGGGGUCCUAGUAGCCUGCCGAGUUACAGGGUACCCCGUAGUAACAGUCAAAAUUUCAUUUCCAAACAACUCAACAAAAACUAUAGAACCCAUAAAAGAUCUUUUACAUCGCGAGGUUGUAUUUAGUUAUACAAGUUUGAAUAAAAAUAAACUUGUAGGUACGUAUAAAUGUAUGGCCUCAAACAACCAGAGUACCUCUAACGAAGUGACGUUUCAAUUGGCAAAAUAUGACACUAAAAAAAAUGAUGGUGGUGGUAUGGUUGCGGUAGCGGCUCAUCAUUUAUUUGGGUUCAGUUUCGGAUUCAUUUUUGUUGCAUAUUCUUCGAAGUUUUUGAAUUUUUUAUGGACUUGGUAG